This is a messenger RNA of Xiphophorus hellerii (green swordtail), 6416 nucleotides long. RefSeq names its product metabotropic glutamate receptor 6-like. Gene Ontology annotation, biological process: G protein-coupled receptor signaling pathway. Gene Ontology annotation, molecular function: G protein-coupled receptor activity. Gene Ontology annotation, cellular component: membrane. NCBI's taxonomy places the organism in Eukaryota, Metazoa, Chordata, Actinopteri, Cyprinodontiformes, Poeciliidae. The record is from RefSeq and is a predicted model, not a curated record. The transcript has 11 exons. The coding region runs from base 680 to 3376 and encodes 898 amino acids.
CUCAUCUAAUCUCUCAAAGUGAUGGAGGGGGAGUUGGGGUUUUUUCUCCUUUUUUUUUGCUGCAGCUGCAAGAGAGAGAGAGCAAAAAGUGAGCUUGUCCACCUAGUGCUUUCUUCACAGACGGCUGCAUGAUAAUCCCAAUCUGAGGCCAUUAGUGCUCUGAGAGAGAGAGAGAGAGAGAGAGAGCGAGGGUUCACCGGAGAGAGGGAGGAGUGACUGCUCUGGACAGAGACGCACGGCUGAAAAAAGGACGGCAGAACAGGAGGAGAGCUUUUAAGGGAUUUGGCGGAGAUUUGGAGAUUCUCAUGCCGUGAUGUUGCACUUAUCUCUGCUCCUGCCAGGAUACCGCGCUCUGAAAACCCUCCAGAGCCUCUUCUUCAUUUAGUCUUUUUUUAAAAUCACAUCCGUUUUUUGUUGGGUUUUUUUUCAAAUAUUUUCUAACUUGUUUUUUGUUUAGUUUUUUUUAUUUUAUUUUUGUUGUCUUUUUUAACCGUGCAGAGCAGGCAGUCUGAGAUGACAGAGCCUUGGGUUUGAAGUGCAGUCCGUCGAAACGGGACCGAGGUUGGAGGCCCGCCUGGAGAAUCUCCUGUGAUGGAUGAAUGAAUGAAGAGUGAUCCAUGAAGAAUGGGCAGGUAGACGGAGUGGCCCGGUGCUGCCAGUACCUCUGCUGGACAUCAUCAUGAUGCCAGAGGCCUGUCCAUACCGUCUCCUCUGCCGUUCCACUUCGCUGUUGGCGUCCCGUCCAUGGCUUCAUGCGCUUUGGCUCCUGCUGGUGGGCUCCAGCCCCCUCUCACUGGGCACCCAGCCCCAGUCCAGCCUCAAAAUCGAGGGCGACAUCACCCUGGGCGGGCUCUUCCCGGUGCACUCCCGGGGCCCUGCCGGCGUGCCCUGCGGCGAGAUCAAGAGGGAGAAGGGGAUCCAUCGGCUGGAGGCCAUGCUGUACGCCUUGGACCAGAUCAACAGCGACCCCGACCUGCUGCCUAACAUCACCCUGGGGGCCCGGAUCCUCGACACCUGCUCCAGGGACACCUACGCCCUCGAGCAGUCGCUCACCUUCGUCCAGGCCCUCAUCCAGAAGGACAACUCGGGGGUCCGCUGCUCCAACGGGGAGCCCCCCAUCAUCCCCAAACCGGAGAGGGUGGUGGGAGUGAUCGGGGCGUCGGGCAGCUCCGUGUCCAUCAUGGUGGCCAACGUGCUCAGACUGUUUGCGAUCCCCCAGAUCAGCUACGCCUCCACCGCCCCGGAGCUGAGCGACAACAGCCGCUACGAGUUCUUCUCCCGCGUGGUGCCGCCGGACUCCUACCAGGCCCAGGCCAUGCUGGACAUCGUCAAGGCCAUGGGAUGGAACUACGUCUCCACGCUGGCCUCCGAAGGCAACUACGGGGAGAGCGGCGUGGACGCCUUCGUGCAGAUAUCCAGAGAAGCAGGGGGUCUCUGCAUCGCUCAGUCCAUAAAGAUCCCCAGAGAGCCCAGACGAGGCGAGUUCGACAAAAUCAUCAAGAGACUGAUGGAGACUUCUAACGCUCGCGGGGUAAUCAUCUUUGCUAACGAAGACGACAUCAAACGGGUGCUGCAGGCUGCGAAAAAGGCCAACCUGACAGGCCACUUCCUGUUUGUCGGGUCUGACAGCUGGGGGGCCAAAAGCUCCCCCAUCGAAGAUCAGGAAGAGGUGGCAGAGGGAGCGGUCACCAUCCUGCCGAAAAGAGCCUCUAUUGAUGGGUUUGACCAGUACUUCACCUCGAGGUCGCUCGAAAACAACAGAAGGAACAUCUGGUUCGCUGAAUUCUGGGAGGACGACUUCAAGUGCAAACUGACUCGACCUGGCAUAAAAUACGACCCCGACAGAAGGAAAUGCACAAGCGAAGAAAGAAUCAGCCGGGACUCUCAGUACGAACAGGAGGGCAAGGUGCAGUUUGUCAUCGACGCCGUGUACGCCAUGGCCCACGCGCUGCACAGCAUGCACAUGGACCUCUGUCCCGGCUCCAUGGGCGUCUGCGAGAAGAUGGACCCCGUGGAGGGGCGGAUGCUCCUCCAGUACAUUCGCUCUGUAAACUUUAACGGCAGCGCAGGUACGGCAGUGAUGUUCAAUGAGAACGGAGACGCUCCCGGUCGCUACGAUAUCUUCCAGUACCAAAUAUCCAACGUCAGCAACCCCGGCUACAGGGUCAUCGGCCAAUGGACAAACCACCUGCGACUUAACCUGGAGGAGAUGCAGUGGUCAGGAGGUGACCGCAAGAUCCCGGAGUCCGUGUGCAGUUUCCCCUGUGAGCCCGGUGAGAGGAAGAAGAUGGUGAAGGGCGUUCCCUGCUGCUGGCACUGUGAGCUCUGUGAUGGCUACCAGUUCCUGCUGGACGAGUUCUCCUGUGACAUGUGCCCUUUUGACAUGCGGCCCCUGAAGAACCGCACAGGCUGUCGGCCCACGCCCAUAAUCAAGUUGGAGUGGAGCUCUCCCUGGGCCAUCAUCCCUGUCUUCCUGGCCAUACUGGGAAUCCUAGCCACGACUGGAGUCAUCGCCACCUUCGUCCGAUUCAACGACACGCCCAUUGUUCGCGCAUCUGGCAGAGAGCUGAGCUACGUCUUGCUGACGGGCAUCUUUCUCAUCUACCUCAUCACCUUCUUCAUGAUUGCAGAGCCCAGUGCGGGUGUGUGCACCAUACGCAGGCUGCUGCUAGGUCUCGGGAUGUGCAUCAGCUACUCCGCAAUGCUCACCAAGACCAAUCGGAUCUACCGGAUCUUUGAACAGGGCAAGAAAUCUGUCACGCCUCCCAAGUUCAUCAGCCCCACUUCUCAGCUGAUUAUCACCUUCAUCCUCAUUUCGGUUCAGUUACUGGGGGUGUUCAUUUGGUUUGGCGUGGUUCCCCCUCACACUACCAUUGACUACGACGAGCUAAAGCCUCCGAAUCCGGAGUUUGCACGCGGGAUCCUGAAGUGCGACAUGUCUGAUCUGUCCCUUAUACUCUGUCUGAGCUACAGCAUUGUGCUCAUGAUCACCUGCACGGUGUACGCCAUCAAGAGCAGAGGAGUCCCGGAGACCUUCAACGAGGCAAAGCCCAUUGGCUUCACCAUGUACACCACCUGCAUCAUCUGGCUGGCCUUCGUUCCCAUCUUUUUUGGAACAGCACAGUCUACAGAGAAGAUGUUCAUCCAGACCACCACCCUGACCGUCUCCAUGAGCCUGAGCGCCACUGUGUCCCUGGGCAUGCUCUACAUCCCCAAGGUCUACGUCAUCAUCUUCCACCCGGAGCAGAACGUCCAGAAGAGGAAGCGCAGCUUCAAAGCCGUGGUCCAGGCGGCCACCGUGUCCACGCGCCUGUCCCAGAAGGUCAACGACAAGCAGAACGGGGAGUCCAAGAUGGAGCCGGACAGGUCUCAGUGACACGACGGGGGGGGGGGUGACAUUUAGAGCUGGAAACAUCUGAGCGUCUGUUUCUGUCCUUGAGUUGUGGAACCAAACUGCCAGCAAAUGUGGAGGUUUAGAAAACUUUAUUCAACCUGGAGGGAAACAUGGAAACAAAGGAAAAACUAACACUCACACACAUAGGGACUGUAGCAAUACUGAGCCAUCUUGAAUCAAAUGGAAAAACAACUGGUUUUUUUUAUGCUCCUUUAUCCACUGACUGCUCUAGUCUGUAGGUGGAUAAAAGGGGAGGUGGGAUUAAUUACAUUUCAAAAAUAUGAAAUUGGUGCACAAGUUUGAAUUCACGGUUGAUUUUCUAAUCCAAAAAGGGACAAAAUGAGACGUAGAAGCUCAAAUACGUACGUAAACAUCCGCCGAUAUUUGAGUAAAUGUCCUUCAGCACACCGCAGAGAAACCACACACUUUUUGAGGCGGUCAGCAUAAUUCUGGCAUAAUUUUGCACGGAUAUUUCACCAUUCUUCUUCUUAGGAAUGGUCAACGCAUUUAAAUCGCAUUCAUUCCACAAGCCUAAAGUUGGCCUGCUUCAUGCAUUCCAAAAAACAGUUUUAAUUAGGAGUGCACCGAUACAAUUUGCAGAUAGGACGAUACUUACAAGAGAAGCCGAUCUUAUCUAACUCUGCAAAGGUGUAUCCUUUUUCUCUCCUGGCUUAAGUGACAGAUCUUCUACCCGGUCACAUCUGCACGUCGCCAAUGAUUUGACUUUGUUGCUUUAUUUACCAACUUUUCAGACCAAAAAAAAGUUGGUCUGAAAAAAGCCAACUUUUUCAGUUGGCUUUUUUAUUGGCCGAUACAAAAUUUUGGCCGAUUUUGUAUCGGCCAAAAUUGGAAUCGACAGGUCAGGCUUUUCAAAAGAUAGGCGAUCGACUGGAAAAGUUGAGUCGGUGCAGCUCUAGUCUUAAUGCGUCACAUCCGCAGGUGACCAAGUUUCAGGCGACUGGCUGUGAAGUUCAAGAAUCUUGAUCUAGUCCUCCUGCUUCAACGAUCAAACAUCCAACUGCAAAUUGUGCCUGAAGUACAAAAUCUGUGCGGGUUUCAAAACAAUUUCUACAUUCCUACAUAUAUGAGCCUAUAGUUAUAAUUUUCACCCUUUGUGGAGAACAAAAAAUUCACAUUUAAUUUCUAUUUCAAAAAAUAAAAAAUAAAAAAUGCUGUUUGGGUUUAGAAACCACCCAAACAGCAUUUUGGUUCGAAUGGUUCUAAUCCGUCUCGAUUGGCCUACGAUUGGUGGACAUAAACGUCUCGGCAGGACUGUCCUUAUACCUCAGCACAAUGGAGGCGUGUUAGAAGUUUAAAACGCUCCUUUGGAAAUACUUCUUAGGAAAAAGAAAAGCAUUUUCCUUUGUCCUACAGGAAGAUUUACAUCGUUAGUGGAAGCCGUUGGGACUGAGCGGCUCCUAAAGCACUGCAUGGUCUCUGUGUUUCAUGUGUUUAUGAAUGUUUCACACGUUGUUUAUGAGGGAUGACCGUCUCGUAUCACACUGGAGGGAGGCAGAUUUAAAACAUAUCACUAUGUCUGUAUCGCUGCUGGUCUCAAUAGCCAGUCGCUUAUGUCACGCAAUAUUUCUUUCUUUUUACCAAUGUAAUAAUGAGACAACCUAAUUCGUUUUUAGGUGGAAACUUCAUUUUAGGGGCACAAACAGGACGUGGGUGAUUGUGAGCAGGAUGUUUGUUCUCUACCUGGUACUUUCGCUUAAGCAUUCUGGAAAACAAUGUUUGGUAUUUCCCCAUAUAUUGUUUGUGAAAAUAUGAAGCAUUCUGUGAAAAGGUCAGGCUGCGUGGCAGCUGUAAUGCUACCGCCUGUGAAGCUGCCAGAGCGCAGUCGAUCGGCCUUCGUCACGAUGAAAAUACAGUCGAGGAAAUGUUGGGAAUGAUUAAAAUGACACCGAAUCAAUACGAGCUCAUGUUCACCUAAUAGACCUGUUUUAGUUUCCUUUGUACACUUCAUUCAUCUCAGGAUUUCCUUUUUGUUUUUUUACAACAGAGUAAAUAGUUAAGGAGCACGACUUGAACUUUUUCACUUUCUUGUUUCACCAAACUAAAGAAAACGUUUUUACCCGUUGGUGGUGCUUCUUUGUUUGAAGGAUGGGCUGUAGGUUAGCGGCCCCUUUUUUUUUGUUUUUUUAGAAAUUAAAAUUUAUAAGUUUGAAGUGUGAAAAGGUAACAGAGAAGUCAAACAUGUUUCGGUUCAUCUUGAUUUUUUGUACCUAAUCUUAUCCUCAAAAUUGAAAAUCGUUGCCUUUCUUUUGAUGUUUAGUGAUAGAAAUAAAAUGGUAUUAGCUUGUACUGCUAACAGCAUCGUUAGCACAUCAGUUAGCAAAUCCUGCUGGUUUUUGGGUUUAGCACCUUGACCUGAAACAUGGUUUCAUGUUAGUUGUGUUACAUCACAGCAACUAACUGAAUCCUAUCAGAACUGAGCAGUUACCUUCACUUAAUUCACGUUUACAUCUCAAAAAAUUUGUUUGCAGGUUGUUCUUCAAUUAGAAAAGAAAUUAUUUAAUUUGGAUUAUGGCUUACAGCUAUGAAAAUUACAAUUUCAGUUCGUUAAGUAAAAAGUACUACAUCAGACCAAUAGACACGUAAUGUUAAAGGAAUAAAUAAAAUAGUUUGUACUGCCCUCUGCUGGAGAGCACCGCUCAGUGCAAAUAUUAGUGAAAAACACAGACUCAAUAAAAAAUAAGUUUAUUUUUGAGCUGGUUGACACUAAGCGAGAGAUUUAAAAAAAACAAAAAACUAUAACAUAAUUAAUCUAACUGUGAAUCUUUAUGACAUAAUGCCGUGAAAAUCAUCUGAAAGCGGGUAAAUAAACUCAGACAAUAAUGGUUCUAAUCAACAAUAAUAAUAAUGGUUCAGGACAAACUGAAUUUGUGUUCUAAACAAAUUUAUAACACACAACAAAAAAAGACUAUACAUCAGACAUGUUGAUGUUAAAAAAUAAAGGCACCAUUUGUUGUUUUCUGAAGUGCGUUCUCCUGACUUUUAAUAAAGAAGUAAUUACAAA